Messenger RNA from Acanthaster planci (crown-of-thorns starfish), 3292 nucleotides. RefSeq lists its product as uncharacterized. Lineage: Eukaryota; Metazoa; Echinodermata; Asteroidea; Valvatida; Acanthasteridae. The record is from RefSeq and is a predicted model, not a curated record.
GACAACACUUGACAAUGGAACGCGGAAGCGCAUUAAAAUACUAAAAGUUGUGCCCGGUUUUAAAUUUAAUUUUUAAUAAUUCACCGUCGACAUGGCCGAUAGCACUGCGAAAGUCGCAAAACUUGUUCAACUGAAAUUAGAGGACUACUUCAAUCGACAGAGAGUUGAGAGGGAAUUUGAUCCAUCCGGCAAGGGUAUACACACAACAACUCCAACAGUGGUGCAAUUAGAACUGAGUUAUCUUCAAGCAGCGGAACAGCAGUGGAAAGCAAACAAGAAGAAGAAGAAUGCCAAACAGAAGUCAGUUGAUGACGAGCAAGCAGGUGAGGGCACAGAGGAUCAGAUGGGGCCAGGAGCCUCACCCAGUGACAGCAAGGAAAUGACGCCUGAGGUGUCGCCAGGGGUGACCCGGAACAGCCGGAUCAAGUCGAGGGUCAAAGGCUCUGAGAUUGAUCGCAUCACAAAGAAUGCUCAGACAACACUGAAUCAAAUUUCAGUGGACAAGAUUCACAGUGUGCAUCGCUACCGCCCACAUCUCAUUCUAAGUGAACGCCUUGACAUAAGCAAAGUAGCCCAUGUUUCCCACCACGUGGAUGCCAUAUUGAACACACAGCAUGCCUGGGAUUGUGCUGAAGAAAAUGAUGAUCGUGAAGCAGCAAGAAAAUUUGUUGAAGAGAAAAAUGAACAACCUAUUAGAAAGGAGAGUGUUCGUAGAAAGGAGCCAGAUGUUACAGAGGAUUCUGGAGGCAAGAGAAAACACACACCACUAUGGCUCAGAUUAGAGAUGGAACGAGUGCGUAAAGAAGCAGAAUUAGAGAGGGAAGCAUCACACAAGGCAAAGACCGGGGAGGAGACUGAAGACGACCAUACAUUGGAUGUAUGUCUCAAGACAGCACAAGAAGAUGGGGAUGCAGGGAUGAGGAGGGAAGAGGUGUCGCCAUGGAAACCAAGGACAGGAGAGGAGAGUGAAGACCAAAGUUUGUUGGCUGUCAGUCAAGAGAUGGAGGAAUCGUCAUGGAAAUUGAAGGCAAGAGCAGAGACUGAAGACCAAAAUUUGUUGGCUGACCAUCAAGGAAUGGCUGGAGAAGAGACCUGGAAGGAAAGGAAGGUCGGGGAUAGCAUUGCUAAGGGGAAGGAUGUAAGGAAGGAUGAUGAUGAAAUGGAUAAGAGCAAAUCCAAAGACAAAAGUGUACAGAAAGGAGCAGACAGAGAUGAAAGAAUGAGUGAUAGUGAAAAAAGUGAAACUCUUAAAAAGGAGUUUGUAGGAGAGAAAAAAGGUGAUGAAAAUACAUGUAUUGAAAAUGAAAAUGAUGCUGUUAGGAAAAAGAGAGAAAAGAGCAAAAGGGAAUUUAAAGUUCCAAAUGAUUCUUCUCCAUGUGAGAAGUCCUAUGUGAGUGAACAGAGCAAGUGUGUCGGUCACAAAAGCCAGCAAGGAAAUGGACAGAAAGGCCCAAGUGAAACAAAAGUGAUGCAAAAGAGGGGCAGUCGUAAGACAAAGAGCGGCGGUCUUCCUGGAGGAAAAGAGAGCGAGAAAUAUGGCGGAGACAGGGCCACCAACAAGAAGGAGUGUGCCGGUGAAGAUGAGAGAGGGGAGGGGCUUACACGGCAACGGGCGCAGGGGUUCACUGGCAAAGGGGAGGAUUUCAGGGUAGAGGAGUAUGUUAGAUCUGAGAGUGUGGUGUCCCUGACUAGAGUUGUCCAUGAGGAAGAACAGGGAUAGAAAUGCGUGCCGUUAGAGAUAAUGAGAGCUCAACGCUGUGUAAGUUAUUUAUUCAUGGAGUGGGUUUAGACUGUACAUUGCUGUCAAUAUCGUUGGUGGACACAUCACUGCCAAUACUUGCUUGAACGUUGCCAUACUUCUAGAAAUGUGAGAUCAGAUUAUUUUUGAAAAUUACAAUGAAAAAAAAGAGCCAGGAAUGAAAUUCCGAAAUGUUUGAAUUGUGAAAAGAGAACUAAGUUCAUUGUGUAAGAUUGAUUGCUUGUUUUAGAAAUAUGAUUUCUUGUAUCUUUCAACAUCCCCCCCCUGCAUAAAAAGCUAAGCAGUAUUCAUCGUAUUUUGUGUACACAUAUCACCAUUUGGCCCAACCGAACCCCCAGUUGCAUUCCCCGUACACCAUACAGCAUGUACAUGUAUUCAACGGAUGUGGCAUCAGUCCUUUUGUAUUUUAUUGAAGUGGAAGUUUAUCACACUGAAAUUUACAACAUUGAAACAGCUCCUAUCUGCCAUUUUCUAUUCUUCAGUUUUCUUAGCCUUUAUUUCAGAAGUAAGUCUACGGGACAUUAUGCAGCUUGUACAUAUGCUGUGUAUUGGAUUAAGGGGUUUACUUUAUUUACAAAGGAAAUUCGCUCAGAUGUCAUCCAGUUUUUAAGUACAUUUCUUGGGUGCAUUUGAUGGCUCUCAGGAGGUUGUGUUUUGAGGUUUUUGAGGUCGUCAUAUGAUGUGUCAUAGAUGUCAAAUUAAUGGCCAGUUGCGCAUGGUCAAAUGCUUUGCUCAUUGACGGUUGAAACUGUGCAGUGUCAUAAUUUUUUUUUUCAGAAUCACAGGGCUUUGGUAGAUAUGUUUUUAACAAGAGAGGUUUGUAACCAUUAUGUUGAGGCCGCAUCCCCAUCAGAGAAAUGUUUAGUACUUGGUUUCAGAGAAAAAUGACUUGUUCCUGCAUGGCUGACUGAAGCUGUGUAAGACUGACAAAUCAGUCAAGUUGCGUUACGUUUGAUUGAUUUAAUGAUAGAGAUCUGCUUUUCUGAUCAACCAGUAUUUGUGCCUAUCAUAAGCAUCAAUCCUUUGAAGGCAUGAUACAGUCCUCCAGAUGUAUUAAAACCACAGAUCACACCCAAUGUACAUAUGCUGUUUUCAGAGUGGUUUGUUUUGCAUGUCAGGGUGUGUACAAAGGCGAUUCUUCUGGUCAAGUGUUCCAGAGCUCUAUUUUUUUAUGCGAAUGUGUCAGGUAACUGGAACAAACAGGUAUUAUUUCUCCUAAAUUUCUAUUCAGCUAUGUGACUUUUUAUGUUUUUGUACCUUGAAAAGGUAACUCCUAACAUGUUGAAACAAAGCCUUUGUCAGAUUCACUUCAAAGUGUGUGACAAUCACCGGUAAAUCAUGAAUGAUUGAGUAUUUUUGUACUUUAUUUUUUAAUCAUUCAAAAAAUUUGCCAUGAUAAAUUAUCCAGAAUAUGCUUCUAUUAUCCAGAUAUAACACGUAUUUUUGUACAAGAUUCUGCCAUUCUGUAUUGUACUUGUAAUAACCUUGUGAUUGAGUAAUAAAACACCUCAAAGGGAACAGUCAUGAUUGAAA